AUAAAUCCGAUAAGUUUGUAGGAGCAAAGUAGAAAUACCAGAAGUUAGCGGGUCACAACUACAGUCAAGAAGAAAAUUGCAGGUUUGGUUUCCGCAAGACAGAGGCCCUAGGGUUUAAGCCAAGGUUUUUGCUCCUGUCGUCAUCAACCUCUGUUGCAGUCGCACCUUGCUCCGAAAACGGCAGCGUUUGGCUGUUGAACUGCCAUGGCAACCAUUCAAGUAAGCUUUUAAAUUCCUCUUUCUCUCUAUUACUAGGGUUUAUUCAAUCACUGUUAAUGCUCUUCUGUCGUUAGUUGAUGAACAAUCAAACCCAGAAAAUGACCUAAACUCUUCUACUCCCAAUUCCAAAAUGCAUCGACGCCUUGCCAUUUUUACCCACCAAGUUCUUACAAAUUCCAAUUCUAUCCUCCCCACCACCACCAAGCACAACAGCACCUUCUUCCUCUGCUCCCAUUUCAACCCCUCAUGUCACAGGGGCAAUGGGUUCGCCUCAAUUCGCUUACUUUCGUACUCUCCUGUGAACCGCCGCGUACCUGAUCCCGAAGACCCCUCCAAUUUGAUAAAAGAAGAUGGCGUUUCUGUUUUAUCCCAAAUGUGGAUUGAGAAUUUUCGUGAACCUGAUAGGAUUGUGACUAAUUUGUCCUCUUACCUUCGCCGAUUCGAGUUGUGGGUAUUGGCGUACCAGAAGGUUUGCGCCGAUGAGAUGGGUGCGUAUAUGCCCCGCAGUGAAAUACAGAGGUCAGCGCUUGAGGACUUGUUAGCUCUUCGUAAUGCUGUUCUUGACAGUAGGUUUAGGUGGGGUGCUAGACUAGAGUUCUUUAUUAAAUCACCCAAGGAUAAGACUGAAUACGAGUCUUUGUCUAAGAGGAAAAUUAAGGCCAUUCUGACAACUACACAACCGGCCCCAUUUCAAGAUAAGUUAGUGCAGGAAGUUCUGUUAAUGAUUUUGGAGCCAAUAUAUGAGGGUCGGUUCUCUCAAAAGUCAUUUGCGUUUAGGCCAGGGAGGAAUGCACAUACAGUGUUGAGGGUGAUUAGGAGGAGUUUUGCAGGGUACUUGUGGUAUAUAAAGGGCGAUUUGAGUACUAUCUUGGAUGGGAUGAAGGUGGGUUUGGUGAUAAAUGCUUUGAUCAGGGAUGUGAGGGAUAAGAAGAUCAUUGAUUUGGUGAAGGCAGCGUUGGUUACACCAGUGGUUACGAGUAAGGAUGAUGGAGUGGAGAAGAAGAAAAAGAAGAGAAAAUAUCAGAAGAAGAGGGUGUUGGCGGAGGAUGAGCCGAAACCAGACCCAUAUUGGCUGGAGACUUUUUUUGGGUUUGCACCUGAGGAGGCAGAGAAGCUUCCUUCUUGGGGCCAUUGUGGGAUACUUAGCCCCCUUUUGGCUAAUGUUUGUUUGGAUGAACUGGACCGCUGGAUGGAGGGGAAGAUUAAGGACUUUUAUCAUCCGUCAAAGAGUGAUGUCAUAUGGAAUAGCCCGGAAGGUGAAGCAGAACAUGGAAAUACAUCUUGGCCUGAAUUUGUGCCAACAAGUGGCCCAGAUAAGACCAGAAAGAUGGAUUACAUUCGAUAUGGUGGUCAUAUUUUAAUUGGUGUUCGAGGACCUCGAUCAGAUGCUGCCACAUUGAGAAAACAGUUGAUUGAGUUUGUUGAUCAGAAGUAUAUGCUCAAGCUUGACAAUGAGAGCCUCCCUAUAGAACACAUAACAAAGGGCAUAAUGUUUCUAGAUCAUGUGUUGUGUCGCAGAGUUGUGUACCCAACGCUUCGUUACACUGCUACNGAGGUGCUUGAUUCUUUCUCCAUGAAGCAUUUUGCUCGAUUAGCCUGUCUGUCCGCUCUCUGGUAUUGUUCCCUAAGGGGCUAUCAAGUUCUCAAAGAAAGAUAG
Messenger RNA from Malus domestica (apple), 1876 nucleotides. RefSeq names its product nuclear intron maturase 2, mitochondrial. Gene Ontology annotation, biological process: mRNA processing. The record is from RefSeq and is a predicted model, not a curated record. Lineage: Eukaryota; Viridiplantae; Streptophyta; Magnoliopsida; Rosales; Rosaceae.